Molecule: messenger RNA, 4089 nt
Organism: Scomber scombrus (Atlantic mackerel)
Lineage: Eukaryota; Metazoa; Chordata; Actinopteri; Scombriformes; Scombridae
Product: mitochondrial import inner membrane translocase subunit TIM44-like
Exons: 15
Coding region: 1-1557 (518 amino acids)
Biological process (GO): protein import into mitochondrial matrix
Cellular component (GO): mitochondrial inner membrane
Molecular function (GO): protein-folding chaperone binding
Source: RefSeq, a predicted model, not a curated record
AUGUUACAGCAGUGGUUCUCAAAGUGGGGUCCGGGGACCCCCGGGGGUCCCCAGGCCAUUGCCAGGGGGUCCUUGAAACAGUUUGCUACAGGUCAAAGGGGGUCCUUGCAAAAUAUUUUUGCGCCAUUAGGGGUCCCCGACCCCAUUAAGUUUGAGAACCCCUGUCAGCUGGUGCAGCAAGGAAGCACGUGCAGCUCCGCGCAUUUCAAGAUCAAGAUGGCAGCCUCCGUGUGUCGGUGCUACGAGCUGGUUGGCAGACGUGCCUUGGCCCUCAGCUCCCGGUGUCUGGUCUCCUCCGUGUGGAGAGGAGAUGCCUACAGAUUACAGAGGAGCCCAGCAGCUGCUGUGCAGGUGCGAUAUGCCUCAGGGCGUAAGGGUUUCCUGGGAGAGUUUGUGGAUAACCUCCGUCAGGAGUUCAGUAAGAAUCAAGAGAUGAAGGAUAACAUAAAGAAGUUCAGAGAGGAGGCCAAGAAGCUUGAGGAGUCAGAUGCCCUCCAACAGGCACGCCGGAAAUAUAAAACUAUAGAGGCAGAGACGGUGAAGACCUCAGAGGUAUUUAAGAAGACUUUCGGCUCCCUGUCAGAAACUAUGAAAGAGGGUCUGGAGGAGAUGACUCGUACCGACAUUGGGAAGAAGAUCAAGGAAGGUGUGGAGGAGGCAACCAAGACAGCCAUGCACUCAGCUGAAUCUGUCUCUAAGGGAGGAGAAAAACUGGGCAGGACCGGUGCAUUCAAGGCCAUCUCACAGAGUGUGGAGACCAUGAAAAAGGAGAUAGAUGUUGGUGAUGCCGGCCCUUACAGGGCUCCUCCUCAGCUGAGGAAGAGAAGCGAUUUCUCAUCUAAAGGAGCAGACAGUGACUCCAGAGUGUUCGAGGCCAAUGAGGAAGAUAUGGGUGUCGUUCUCCACAAGGAUUCAAAGUGGUACCAACAAUGGAAGGACUUCAAGGACAAAAAUGUAGUUUUUAACAGGUACUUUGAGAUGAAGAUGAAAUAUGAUGAAAGUGACAAUGCCCUUAUCAGAGCAUCCCGAGCUGUGACUGACAAAGUUACUGACCUCAUAGGUGGUCUUUUCUCUAAGACGGAAAUGUCAGAGGUUCUGACGGAGAUAGUAAAGGCAGACCCCAACUUUGACAAAGACUCUUUUCUCAAACAGUGUGAGAAGGACAUCAUCCCAAAUAUACUGGAGGCUAUGAUCCGUGGAGAGCUGGAUGUACUAAAGGACUGGUGCUAUGAAGCUACAUACAGUCAGCUGGCUCACCCAAUCCAGCAGGCCAGAGCUUUGGGGCUGCUCUUUCAAUCCAAAAUCCUUGACAUUGAUAAUAUAGACUUGGCGAUGGGGAAGAUGAUGGACCAGGGCCCUGUGCUGAUCAUCACCUUCCAGGCUCAAGUCGUCAUGGUGAUCCGCAGCCCCAAAGGAGACAUAGUGGAAGGAGAUCCGGAGAAGGUGAUGAGGAUGAUGUAUGUUUGGGCAUUGUGUCGUGACCAGGAGGAGCUGAACCCUAACGCAGCCUGGAGACUCCUCGACAUCUCUGCCUCCAGCACCGAGCAGGUUCUCUAGAAGGAGGAGGAACGCAGGUUAAGAGGUCCAUCUUGGACACAAACUGAGAAGACCGGACAGAAGAAAACAAGGAUGUGCCUGAAAAUACCUGCACGUACUGACGCUCAUAAACACACAUAUUUAAUGAGGGCAGAGUAAACCCAUGCUCCUGUGCACACACACUACCAUUUCUCCAUCGCCACCUGCAGGAUUCAUGUGUCGAUGUGUAAAAACGAACAUGGAGAUUUGACAAACUCGUAGAAAUCCGAACAUCCGUUGUGCGUAUAUGUGUUGUCUCUUGCACCGGUUUGCUCAGUUUUUGGGUUUCCAGGUACUGAGAGGACUGUGAAUAUUCAACAUAAACUUUAUUUCUGAAAAGGAUGCAAGCAGUGUUACACCCACUCCCCCACCCCCCACCCCUUUUCUUUCAUCUGAUGGUACAGUCCAUCCAGCCUAGUGACCAAAUCCCAGAAGAUCAUGGUAGACCGGCGGUGGGAAAAAAAAUGGACAUAGCCCGUGUGAUGCCACUUGUUGCUCUUCAGAUGGAUGUUUUGAAGCCUGAAGCUCAAGUUUAAUGCUCACAACUGUUUUUGUCAAAUACUGUAAAUGGAAAAUGAAAGUUGAGGCAGUGAAAUGGAGACUUGUUAGAUUUGUGGUGGUGCCAGCCAGCAGCAAACCAACUCAGCCAAGUGUGACAUCAUGAGAGACACCGAUGGUUUAAGUUCACAGGCCUCAGUUUAAACGUUAAAUUUGUGGCGUAAAUUUUGUCAUCUGCCCAUGUCCACAUGCAGCCCCAAAUGUAUAACAGUGUAGAUGUUAAUUGCAGACUGUGUGUGCCAGUAAAAGUAUAUAAAGAUGACUGUAAAUGAGGGGAAAAGGCGAGGGAAUGGCAUGUAACAGUUAAAUGUCAGCAUCACAGCCUCUAAAUCACUGGGGAGGCUCACAAUAGCUAUUUAAAUGACCAAAAAAAGCACAUAUAAGAAGAGAUUUAAUUAGCAAUUUAGACUUUAAUGUAAUUUAUAUUUUUAGUAAGAAAACAUUUGGGAGUUUUCUUUUUCAAGGUUGCAUCUAAUAACUUUUAGAAGAUGUUGAGUCACUAUACAUGAAGCUGUGGUGUUUCCUGCUGGCUUUUACAUCAAAAAUGUAUCAAAAGCUUGUAAAAUAAGAGAGAUGAAGAAAGAAGCAUAAAAUAUAGGAUGUAAUGAUCUGUAUUUUCAUAUGUACCACGGCCAAGACAGCCCAAUGCACUGCAGCUUGCAAAGCCACAAAACAAGUGGAGGAAAUACAAUAUAUGCUUGUAUUUCAUCUCAAGUUGUCAAUCAGUGUACAUACCUCAUUAAUAAGAAGACAUGUAUCUACAUAUUAAUAUAAGCUCCUAACUCCUUGUAAAUAUAGUAAAUGUCAAGCGUUGCUUCUCAGUAAGCUCGGGUGGGACCACAGUCAAAUAUGUCAUCGAGGCAGCUUCAUUAUUUGAGGAUCAUUUUGCCAUCUCAUGUUGCACUUUCAUUUCUUUUUCUUACUGAAAUGUUUGGUUUACUGUAUUAAAUGUGGCUGUUUAAGGGGGUAGCGCUGAAGAUGAAAACCUGAGUGAAUGAGUACACUACUGUACUGCUGUGUUGACUGCUAUUGGCCUUUAUUAUGUGUAAGUUAUGUGUCACUGCAGACGGCACACAUGAUUGUACUGUAACACGUUCCUCAACUACUUCAUAAACUUACAAAAACGUCCAUACCUGUGAAGAGAUGUUGAGCUCCUGGUAAUUGUCUUUAAGUUAUUAGCACCAGAAUUUAAUGUGAAAAAAGCUCUCAAUUAAUGCCUGUUUUUUUAUGUGUGACAAAAGCCAUUAAUGGUCGAAACAUGUGAGGUGGCCUGUUACUAAUAACACCAGAACUGAUGAGUAUCCCUGAUGAUCGUACUAUGCUCGAUUCGCUUUGUCAUGAGUCCCUGGUGUGUGCUGAUGAUUUGAUAUCUGUAUAUUUAAGAUAUAGAUGAAAACCAGGAAAUGUUUGACAUAAGAUGUGCACCUCAUUUUGUCAGUUCAACAAGCAUCUUUGCUGAGUCUAGUCCCCAAGAAAUAUCAAAUAUAAAAAUGACAGAUUGUGUGAAAUUUACUGAGUUCAUUAUUGUUCCCAGCAGAAAACCCAUCCCAUGUGGGACACUCUGUUAACCCCCUUUUGACACGAGAUGUUGCAAGAUAUUAAUUAAUAAAACACGCAAAAUGCAAAAUCCUUUAGAUUUUAAUGAUGCAAAGCCUUUCUCCCAUAGAAGAAACCUAAUUAUUGGCCCAAUUCUUAUAAAGCUUAACUCAAUGACCUAGGCAUCAUUAAACUGUAUACGAUAUUUCUUUUACCAGAUUGAAUCCAUCUAUCCCUGUAUGAGUUGGUUCUUCAUCUAAUUGAACAAAAUAAAGCCAAAGUCUAGCAGUUUUCAUUUUGAAUUACAUAGACAACAGACUCAUUUUACCUUAAACUCGUGCAUUUUAAAAACAAACCUAUUUAUUAUGUCAAGUUUAGGAAAUUUGAAAUUUUACUUGGAAAAAUGACAAACACUGUACU